Molecule: messenger RNA, 1869 nt
Organism: Mobula hypostoma (lesser devil ray)
Lineage: Eukaryota; Metazoa; Chordata; Chondrichthyes; Myliobatiformes; Myliobatidae
Product: prenylcysteine oxidase-like
Exons: 6
Coding region: 258-1739 (493 amino acids)
Biological process (GO): prenylcysteine catabolic process; prenylated protein catabolic process
Molecular function (GO): prenylcysteine oxidase activity
Source: RefSeq, a predicted model, not a curated record
GAGUAAAGGGCAGGAGCCCGCCACUAUAAAACGGACGUCAUAUCCAGCUCCGGCUUUUGUGAAAAUCUGUGCCUGGGUAGGCUGCUCUGUCACUGUCAGGCGCACCAUUGAGAUGAACUUUCCCAGACUCCCGCCCUUGCAGUUGAAGAGGCUUCCUUCUUUCUGCCGGCAACUAUACAAUCCCAACAUUAUCUUUCAUUCUUCUCUUUCCCCUGAGUCACCUUGUGUUGUGCUAUUGGACCUUGGCUCCAUACAACAUGGCGAUUAAUGCUUGGCUAAUUGUACUCUUACUCAUUUCUGGAGUCAUUUUAUGUCAUCAGGAUGAAGCGGUUCCGAAAAAAAUAGCUAUAAUAGGAGCAGGAGUUGGAGGAUCUUCAUCUGCUUAUUUCCUUAGGCAGAAGUUUGGUCACAAUGUUGGAAUUGAUGUCUAUGAAAAAGGUGCUAUUGGAGGUCGGCUGGCUACUAUUACUGUAAAUGGUCAACAUUAUGAAAUUGGUGGCUCUGCCAUUCACCCACUCAAUCUCCAUAUGCAAGAAUUUGUUAAACAGUUAGGACUAAAGCACAGAAAAAGCGUUCCAGAGAAAGUGGCAAUCUUCAAUGGGGAGCAGUUUGUGUUUGAAGAAACUGACUGGUAUCUCCAGGACCUGUUUAAACUGUGGUGGCGGUAUGGGUUUGGUUUACUCCGCUUGCAGAUGUGGGUAGAAGAAAUAUUCGAAAAGUUUAUGAGGAUUUACAAGUAUCAAGCUCAUGGCUAUGCAUUCAGUACAGUGGAAGAGAUGUUGCAAUCAUUGGGUGGCGAACGUUACAUUAAUCUGACACAGCGCUCUGUGACAGAGACCCUGCAGGAACUGGGAAUCACUCAGCGCUUCAUUGAUGAAAUAGUUACUGCGGUUACCAGAGUCAACUAUGGCCAAUCCGCAUCCAUUCCGGCAUUUGUUGGAGCAGUAGCGUUCGCAGGCAUACAGUCUGGCCUCUGGGCUGUGGAAGGAGGGAAUAAACUGGUUUGCUCACAGAUGCUUGAUUCAGCAAAAGCCCGUGUCCUCCACACCACGGUAACUUCCAUCUCUCUGCAGCAAUCAGGUAAUAAAGCUCUUUACCAAGUGAAAUAUGAAAAUGAAAAUGAAGGUGGUUAUGACUUCUAUGAUAUUGUAGUCAUUGCAACUCCUUUUCAUCGUGAAACUACAAGCAUCACCUUCAAUGCUUUUACACCACCUAUCACACCAUUUCCAGGUCAAUAUAAACAUCUAAUUGUUUCUGUAGUUCAUGGUUACCUUAAUUCCUCAUAUUUUGGAUUCCCAGACCCCAAACUGUUCCCUUAUGCAGUAAUUCUAACAGUAGAAAGUCCAAAACUAUUUACAUUUAGCACAGCGAGUAUUUGCCCAGUGAAUAUCACCACUAAUUACCGGAGAAAACAACCACAGGAAGCAGCAGUAUGGAAAGUCUUCUCUGCAAAACAACUUACUAAAGAACAACUGAAAACUAUCUUUCGCUCGUACUACUCUGUGCAGGUCACUGAUUGGCUGGCAUAUCCUGAACACAACUCUGGUAAAGGGAUCCCUCCCAUAAUUCUUCAUGACAACCUGUACUACUUGAAUGGUAUUGAGUGGGCAGCAAGUGCCAUGGAAAUGAGUGCCAUUGGUGCCAAAAACAUAGCCUUGUUAGCGUACAAUCGGUGGAACCAGCAUCUGGAUAUGAUUGAUCAGAAAGACUUGGUACAUAAAAUCAAAACUGAACUGUGAGCAAGGACACAGACAAUUUAAAGCUGAAUUUCUUACUGUACUUGAACCUGUGAAUUUGAACUUUGAGUGCAACAUACUCAAUUUCUCUAAUCUAAUGGUAACAAAUACAGAAUUAAAUCAUGUUAAUGAA